Didymodactylos carnosus is the source of this 234-nucleotide messenger RNA. Lineage: Eukaryota; Metazoa; Rotifera; Eurotatoria; Philodinida; Philodinidae. The record is from the annotation of a GenBank genome assembly.
AUGUAUCUAGAUCAGGUUCAACAACAGUUAUACGUAGGUGAUGAUACGAGUAUUCAACGUUUUGAUAUGAAUACUAGAGAAACACUACCAUUAAAUGGCACAACGAUAAUUGGUCCAUGUGGUUCUGGAACAGAUUUAAGUGCUUCGGAUGUCUAUUAUAAUAUAAUAAAUAACUGGCUGUAUGUAUCUGAUUCCUUUAAUAAUCGAGUACCCAGGACUUCGAAAACGAUGUAA